AUGGGUGGGAAAAUUGAUAGAACUAUUAACAACGGAACAUCACCGUCUAUAUUCCGUAUUAAUGGUCAAAAUUUUCAUCGCAUUGGGAGCUUAGCCCCUUCAGUUGGCAUUCAACCUAAAUUUUCCCAAUUAUACAUUCACGAUACAGAAAAUGAGAUAGAAAAUCGAUUCAACUCUUUGAGGGCGAAAAACAAUGGUUCUACAUUGCAUGUUGAGGUAGUACACGACAUUAAGCAAACGCUAGAUGAACACAAUGUGUUGGUUAAGUCAUUCCGAAUGGCCAAGUCGUUUAUUGAAUCUAAUCCUCAAACUCAUAUAAGAAUGAGAUUAAUAGGGAAGAGGACCAAAGAUGCCAGAACUUAUGCGCUUCCAACUACUUCCGAGGUUGCCGCUCUCAUUGUUGGAGAUAUAGACCCUUACAUGGGACAGCGUGAUAUUAUUGUCGAGUCUAGAUCUGGAGUCCUCAAACGAAUAAGUGAAUUAAACCCAGCUUAUUUACCAUUGCAAUACCCAAUAUUAUUUCCAUAUGGAGAGGAUGGUUUCAGGGAAGAUAUACAGUUUGCUACAAGACUUUUCAAGAAAGAGUGUUUCACAAAGAGACAAUUCUUGGUUGAUGCAUAUACUAUGGUUGAAUCUUCGAGGUUACUCUAUAUUCGGUUAAAUCAAAAAGCUUUGAGGUGUGAGGCGUACAAAGGUCUCUCUGAUGCGCUGACGCGAGGUGAAGUUCAACCUAGUUCUCAAGACCCGGCCUUUAUGGACACGAUCAUUUCAGCCGAGAUCCCCGACAAGGUGACAGAGAAUGAAUACUACAAACAUGUUGGAGAAUUCAUGUUGCACGGCCCGUGUGGUGCUGCCAGGAUUAAAUCACCGUGCAUGGCAAAUGGCAAGUGUUCAAAGCAUUUUCCAAAAAGAUACAUUGAUGCAUCGCAUUUUGACCAAGAUGGUUACCCGUUGUCAAUCAAGUACUUAUUCAAGUAUGUAAACAAGGGCAACGACCGGGUCACUGCUGAGUUUUAUAAGGCUACGAUCGAUGGAGCUGGUAACGAGAUUGUGGAUGAGAUAAACAUGUACUAUGAUUGCAGAUACGUAUCUGCAUGUGAGGCAACAUGGAGGUUGUUUAGUUUUGAAGUACAGUACAGAACUCCCCCGGUUGAGCGAUUAAGCUUUCACUUGCCGGACUGCCAAUCAGUUGUUUUCCAAGACGAUGAUACGAUUGAUAAUGUCCUCAAUAGGGAAACCGUUGGGCAAAGUAUGUUUAAUGCAUGGUUUGUAGCCAAUCAGAAUUUCAAAGAAGCGAGUUUACUGACGUACAUCGAGAUGCCUACCAAAUUUGUGUGGAAGAAGGACAUCCGUGAAUGGCAUCCAAGAAAGAAGGGUUCCUCAAUUGGUAGAAUAUUCUAUCUAGACGAUGAUAAAGAGUACAUUGAUGUUAUAAAUGAAGCAAGCUAUUGGUCCAAUGCGCAUUCAUUGAAGAAGCUAUUUGUUGUUUUACUAACAUCAUCAUCAAUCAUUAGACCCGAAAAUGUUUGGAAUCAAGUGUGGAAACAUUUGUCUGAAGAUGCUCAACACUAUCAAAUGAGAGUAUUAAAACAACAAGAGUUGUCUUACGAUUCGGAACAGUUGAAGACAGAUUCUGAGGUCCUUUGUGCCAAACUAACUGAAGAACAGGGUCUCAUAUAUGAUACUGUUAUCCAAGAUAUUGAGAACAAGAAGGGUGGCUUAUUUUUUGUUUAUGGUUACGGUGAAACAAGAAAGACUUUCCUGUGGAGAGCUUUAUCAGCUGCAGUCAGAUGCAAAGGCCAAAUCGUUUUAAAUGUCGCUUCAAGUGGCAUAGCUUCUUUGUUGUUACCAGGUGGCCGGACUGCACACUCGAGAUUUGCAAUACCUAUUGCAAUAAAUGAGGACUCUACCUGUAACAUUAAGCAAGGUAGCGACUUGGCUGAAUUGCUGAUCAAGACGAGCUUGAUAAUUUGGGAUGAAGCUCCCAUGAUGCACAAACAUUGCUUUGAAGCUUUAGAUAGAAUCAUGCGGGAUUUGUUGCGUUUUGUAGACCCUAAUAGUGAAAUGAAGACGUUUGGUGGUAAAACAGUUGUUCUGGGUGGAGAUUUCCGCCAAAUUCUUCCAGUAGUUCCCAAAGGUACACGGCAAGACAUUGUUUCUUCAGCAAUCAAUUCAUCAUACCUAUGGGAUAGUUGCAAAGUGUUAAGGUUGACUAAAAACCUCAGGCUCAGCUCGGUACCAAAUGGUGGAAACCGACAGGCGUUACAAGAGUUUGCUGACUGGAUUGCCAAUAUCGGCGAUGGGAAGCUUGGUGGGCGGAAUAAUGGGUUUGCAGAUGUUGAAAUACCAAUGCACAUCACCAACGCUGUUAAUGACUAUAUGACUGAGUUGCACAAUGCCAAAAGUAGGUCAUACUAUAGUUCAGACGCAGUAUGCAAAGCCGAUGGCGAUAACGGUAUAUUUGGAGACGUACACACACUGAAGUUUCUAAAUAGCAUUCGGGUUUCAGGUCUACCAAAUCAUACACUGACUUUGAAAAUCGGAUCACCAGUAAUGUUAAUGAGAAAUAUUGACCAUUCUCUUGGUUUGUGCAUUGGAACUCGGUUGAUAAUCACAAAGCUAGCAGAUCAUGUGAUUGAAGGCGAGAUUCUGACUGGUCCCAACAAAGGUACAAAAGUGUUAAUCCCCCGAAUGUCAAUGGCACCCUCGGAUCCGAGAUUGCCGUUCAAGUUUCAACGAAGACAAUUCCCAUUGAUGCUUUCAUAUGCGAUGACCAUAAACAAAAGUCAAGGCCAAACGUUGACUUAUGUAGGUUUAGUACUAAAGAAACCGGUUUUUGUACACGGUCAGUUGUACGUAGCUGCAUCUCGGGUUAAUAAUCCAGACGGUCUCAAAAUAUUGAUAGCAAAAGACUCAAGUUCAACUACAACCUCAACCACUAAUGUUGUAUAUCAUGAAGUUUUCAAUAAUUUGUAG
Molecule: messenger RNA, 2976 nt
Organism: Ipomoea nil (Japanese morning glory)
Lineage: Eukaryota; Viridiplantae; Streptophyta; Magnoliopsida; Solanales; Convolvulaceae
Exons: 8
Coding region: 1-2976 (991 amino acids)
Biological process (GO): DNA repair; telomere maintenance
Molecular function (GO): DNA helicase activity
Source: RefSeq, a predicted model, not a curated record